Molecule: messenger RNA, 2823 nt
Organism: Ornithorhynchus anatinus (platypus)
Lineage: Eukaryota; Metazoa; Chordata; Mammalia; Monotremata; Ornithorhynchidae
Product: zinc finger MYND domain-containing protein 11
Biological process (GO): regulation of transcription elongation by RNA polymerase II
Molecular function (GO): DNA binding; transcription corepressor activity; protein binding
Source: RefSeq, a predicted model, not a curated record
UUCACCCAUCCCAGGGUGAGACAGAGCCUUAUACUGACUGUAGGAUCCAGGGCCUCUUGGGUUCCCUUUGUGGACCAGUGGAGCUAUAAGAGUGGGAAAUAGUGUUGCUUGUCCAACACCUGCUCCCUUGUUCACUAUUUCCCUCACUAUGAGGGCCAUCAAUGCCAAUUUAUCUGGCACUGCUGAAAUUUUAGUUUGCCCCUGAUUGAACCUGAGUAAAUUGGGAGUGGUAGAAUUGGACUUUAUUUUAUUUAAUUUUUUCUAGUUGCUGGGUUAUAUAGGUAGAUGUGAUCAGUGUUUGAGCAUCCUGAACAAAAUUCAGCUUUCCUAUAUCUUAGUUUAAAGAUCAAGAUUAUGUUUGAUGCAGUUUGUUUGACUGGGCAAGACUUCAUGUAUUUGUCGAAGUAACUAGAUGUUAGUUUUGAAGAGAUGUCUACCUCUGCCAUUGCCGGUGCUUUCACUCUGCUUUUUGGUUAGAACUUGUUAGGAAAUAAUGAAACAUUCGUCCGACAUCACAAAUGUGUUUGGAUAUAGGAUAUUGUGGUGUCUGAAGGAACAGCUUCUGUACAUGCGUAUUUGUGAUUCUGCCCCUAUGUUGGACGCCAUGAGAACCACAGUACAAGUUUUCUGUAUUGCUGUGUUUUGUGAGAAUGCAGUCCUUGGGAAAGAUCUGGGUGAAUUUAGAGUCUUCUGUCUUGAUCAGCAGUAUUGUCUUUGUUUUUUUCCUUGUAGUCGAAGUGCUCUUGUUCAUGAUGCAUACACUGAACUAUUGUGCUAUCGCCUUAAAAAGAGGUGUACUCUCUUGCUUCGAGAUAUUCCGGUCAUGUGUUAUUCCAUGCCUAGGCAUUUUCCACAUUUCACAUUGCAGAUGGCGUAUUCAACUUCUUCUCAAAUUACUCUGGUUCUGGUUUUUGGAUUCACUCUUGGCUGAAUACGACUUACUGUGACUUUAGCUAAAAAAGUAAACAGGUCAUGGCACGCUUAACCAAAAGACGACAGGCGGAUACAAAAGCUAUCCAGCAUCUUUGGGCAGCUAUUGAGAUCAUCCGGAACCAGAAGCAAAUUGCUAACAUUGACCGUAUUACAAAGUAUAUGUCCCGAGUCCAUGGUAUGCAUCCAAAAGAGACCACCCGUCAGCUGAGCUUAGCGGUGAAAGAUGGUCUUAUUGUUGAAACUCUAACUGUGGGCUGCAAGGGAUCAAAAGCUGGUAUUGAACAAGAAGGAUAUUGGUUGCCAGGAGAUGAGAUUGACUGGGAAACAGAAAAUCAUGACUGGUAUUGUUUUGAAUGCCAUUUGCCUGGAGAGGUGUUGAUAUGUGACCUGUGUUUUCGUGUGUAUCAUUCCAAGUGUUUGUCUGAUGAGUUCAGGCUUAGAGACAGCAGUAGUCACUGGCAGUGCCCAGUUUGCAGGAGCAUUAAGAAGAAAAACACAAGCAAACAGGAGAUGAGCACAUAUCUACGAUUCAUUGUGUCCCGCAUGAAGGAGCGGGCCAUAGAUCUAAACAAAAAGGGAAAGGACAAUAAACAUCCAAUGUACAGAAGGCUUGUACACUCAGCUGUCGAUGUCCCUACCAUUCAAGAGAAAGUGAAUGAAGGAAAGUACAGAAGUUACGAGGAAUUCAAAGCUGAUGCUCAACUGCUUCUUCACAAUACAGUGAUUUUCUACGGAGCGGACAGUGAGCAAGCUGAUAUAGCCAGAAUGCUUUACAAAGACACAUGCCAUGAGCUGGAUGAACUGCAGCUUUGCAAAAAUUGUUUUUAUUUGUCAAAUGCCCGUCCUGACAACUGGUUCUGCUAUCCUUGCAUACCUAAUCAUGAGCUGGUUUGGGCCAAAAUGAAAGGCUUUGGGUUUUGGCCAGCUAAAGUCAUGCAGAAAGAGGACAAUCAGGUUGAUGUUCGUUUCUUUGGCCACCAUCACCAGAGGGCAUGGAUUCCUUCUGAAAAUAUCCAAGAUAUCACAGUGAAUAUCCAUCGGUUGCAUGUGAAGCGCAGUAUGGGAUGGAAAAAGGCCUGUGAUGAGCUGGAAUUGCACCAGCGCUUCCUUCGGGAAGGAAGAUUUUGGAAAUCUAAGAAUGAAGCGGGUGAGGAGGAGGCAGAGUCCAGCAUCUCCUCUACAGCAAUGAGCAGGUGACUGAAGGUCACUCAGGAACCCAGAGCAAAGAAAGGACGUCGGAAUCAAAGUGUGGAGCCCAAAAAGGAAGAGCCAGAGCCUGAAACUGAAGCUGUAAGUUCCAGCCAGGAAAUCCCCACAAUGCCUCAGCCAAUUGAAAAGGUUUCCGUAUCAACCCAGACUAAGAAGUUAAGUGCCUCUUCUCCAAGAAUGCUGCAAUCGGAGCACCCAGACCUCCAACGACGAGUAUGUCAGAACAUGUGCCAUGACAAAUACACCAAAGUCUUCAAUGACUUCAAAGACAGAAUGAAGUCUGAUCACAAACGGGAGACCGAACGCGUUGUGAGAGAAGCACUGGAGAAGCUGCGUACAGAGAUGGAGGGAAAAAGGCAGGCUGUAAAUAAAGCUGUGGCCAACAUGCAGGGAGAGAUGGACAAAAAAUGUAAGCAGGUAAAGGAAAAGUGUAAAGAAGAAUUUGUAGAAGAAAUUAGGAAGCUAGCGGCCCAGCACAAGCAACUGAUUUCCCAGACUAAGAAGAAGCAGUGGUGCUACAACUGUGAAGAGGAAGCCAUGUACCACUGCUGCUGGAACACAUCCUACUGGCUCCAUAAAGUGCAGCAGGAGCACUGGCAUGCGGAACACAAACGCACCUGUCGCAGAAAAGAUGAAAGACGCAUUCCUCCUCUCCUCUUUCUUCUCCUCCUCCUCCUCUAG